AUGGGCCGAGCCACCAGAAACAGCACGGCGGCCGCCAAAGCUUCGCCGUCUGUGGAAAAGCUGCCCGAGGAGGCCUCGCAAGCUGGCGGUGAAACAAAAUCCGGGAUUCCAUUGGGCAAAUUGAAGCAGAAGCUCGAGGCCGAGGCGAACAAGGCCGAGAAUCCGACGGCUGUCCCCUCAGAAGAAUCGGUGGUCGACAAAGCCCCGGGGAAUUCGAUGGUUGUCAUUUUGACGCAAGGGCUCAUGGCCAAUGAUAGGGAAAAAUUGGAUGCAGUGCUGUUGAAAACAGAUCUCUCGAUUAUACAGUCCACGUUGGCCGAGCUUCCGAUCAAUCACGUCGUCCCAUUGUUGAAGGUGAUUGAAGAUAACCUGCGAUUGCGUCGUGGAAUAGACAUCCGACCGCUGCUCCGCUGGGCGCAAACGAUUCUCUCAAUGCAUAUGGGAUAUCUCUCUUCAAUUCGUUCCUUGGAAACGGAGAUUGGCGGGCUCUACGACUGGAUGAAGACGCGAUCCAACAGCGCCGCAAAACUUUUGGCCCUGCAUGGAAAAAUGUGCGUCCUCGGCGAGCACAUCCAAAAGCGCACCAACAGCAAGCUUGAGCCACUUGCGCGGCCAAUCGUCAUCUUCAGAACUGACAACAUUGACACCUCGGACGAGGAGGAUGCUUCGGCUGCCGAGAAUUCAGAUGGCCACAGCAGCGGUGAAGAGGAAUGGUGGAACGACGAGGAAAAGGAUGAUGAUGACGCAGAUAUGCAAGAGGAAAGCGGAAGCGGAGAGGAAAGUGACGACUCGGACAAAGGAGAAAUUCGGAAGAAGAACCUGGCCAAGCAGCGACCGGAUACUGGCGACGGACCUGGCGCUGCGAAUGACGACGACGACGAAGAGGAUGACGAGGAUGAAGAUGAAGAGAUGGAAGAAGAC
Molecule: messenger RNA, 921 nt
Organism: Mesorhabditis spiculigera
Lineage: Eukaryota; Metazoa; Nematoda; Chromadorea; Rhabditida; Rhabditidae
Source: the annotation of a GenBank genome assembly